GAAAUGUUUUCUUGAAGAAAAGCAACAUCAAACAACAUGAAAUGAGUUUAUAGAUGAAAAAUGAAAAUGGUGUCAAUGAGUGUGGGAAUGCCCUCAAUCUCAAAAUGUUUUCUUUUCAACACAGGAUUAAGAACACCAACAACUCGUUACUCUGUCAACUGCACCUUGAAACCUUCACUUUCAGCUUCAGUCACAAACAUGGCACUCCCCAACACUACCAACAGGAAGCUUCCCAUUCUGCUGUUCGACAUCAUGGACACUCUCGUUCGUGACCCUUUCUACGAGGAUGUUCCUGCUUUCUUCGGAAUGUCUUUUAAGGAACUCAUCGAUUGCAAGCACCCAACUGCUUGGCUUGAGUUUGAGAAGGGUUCCAUUGAUGAGAUGGAGCUAGCAAGAAUAUUUUUUAAGGAUGGAAGGGAUUUUGAUUUAGAAGGCCUUAAAACUUGUAUGAGAAAUGGAUAUUCUUACAUAGACGGCAUUGAACAAUUGCUUUUUACCUUAAAGCAAAACAACUUUGAGAUGCAUGCUUUUACAAACUAUCCUACAUGGUACCAGUUGAUUGAAGACAAGUUAAAGCUAUCCACAUAUUUAUCUUGGACAUUUUGCUCAUGCACACAUGGAAAGAGGAAGCCUGAUACUGAAUUCUAUAUGGAAGCUCUGAGGCAUCUUAAAGUUGAUCCAGCAUCUUGUAUUUUUGUAGAUGACAGGAAAAGAAAUGUAGAGGCAGCAACUGAAGUUGGCAUCAGAGGUGUACAGUUCAAGAAUGUUAAUUUACUGCGUGAAGAGCUGUCAUUGAUGGGGGUUGAUAUUUCAAUAGGUCAAGAUCGAUAGCUUAUUUUCUUUGAUUGUCUUGUUUGAACUACACCAAUAAACUUCCCUAGGGGAAAGGGGAUAUUCCAUCAUUCUUAAUUGUAUAUUCAAUUCAUAUCAUGCUAAUAAGCAUUGUUGAAAUGACUUCUGAAUUUUUUAUCCUUCCAAUGAUCUUUCUAGUUCUUCUCA
Lotus japonicus is the source of this 999-nucleotide messenger RNA. Its product is annotated as flavin mononucleotide hydrolase 1, chloroplatic. Lineage: Eukaryota; Viridiplantae; Streptophyta; Magnoliopsida; Fabales; Fabaceae. Bases 61 to 831 code for a protein of 256 amino acids. The transcript is spliced from 6 exons. The record is from RefSeq and is a predicted model, not a curated record.